AAGCCGAAGUUGAGCCGAAUGGCCAAAGAUGGGAUCAGAGGAGUGUCCGUGCUGCGGGAACCUCUUAGCAGCUGGUGUGGCCUACUGCCGUCACUGCGGAGAAGCGGCUCCUGCGCCACGAGCGAUGGAAGGUGGAGUCCGAGCGCAGGACGCCACUGUGCGCCUGGACAGCGCCCUGCAGGACAUCGCCGCCGUGCCGGGGGUCGACCCCAAGCGAUGCCUUCGCGGCCCUUUGCUGCCGCCAGGCAUCUCAAAGCUGCGGAUCGUGGACAUUUUGAACCUCUUUCUGGAAGGAGAGUCGUGGAGCAGCUCCAGAAGUCGGGGGAGGACGCGGUGCCCACGGCCUUCGGCACGCCCUGCACCGCUCCUUCCGUGGCCUCGUCUGGAAGAUCAUCCACGAGGAGCAACAACUCGCAUUGGUCGGCACCAUCUCGGCCCAAAGCAGCGCCGCGGUCCGUGUCGCCUCCCCAGCCUGCGGCCCGGCGGAAAGAGGAUGACCGACGCCCGGAGGAGCUGCGAAGGCUGCGGCAGCAAGCGGCGCAAUGCCAGGAGUUUAAGGAGAUGUCAGAGCAGGCCAACAGCGAGUUGGUUCGGGUCGAGGGAGAGGUGCACCGCCUCAAGGAGCAGCUGGCGCGGGUGUCGCGGCAGAACAAGCAGCUGCUGCUGCAGCUGCGGCAGCAGCGAAUGUCGCACCGCCAGGAACUGCGGCUGCACGCCACCAGCAAAGAGGACGGCAAGGAUGUGAGCCUCCUGACCUACCUACAGGACGCUCCCGAGCACCAAGACACACAGUUGCAGAAGGACUUGGCGACCCAUAGCGCGGAGGUGCGGCUAUGCCUCAGGAAGGCGAUGCGGCAGGUGCUGCUGGACCACCUCACACUGGAGGACCCGACCGUCGAGGCCCUGCAGAGCCACGUUCGGGAACUUUGGGCCUCCAUGCACAGCCUCUGGCGAGCGGAGCUGUUGGAGGAUGACAUUGUGGAAGACAUCUUCCACAAAGUGCCCAGCCUUUGCAGGGGUAGUCCGACCAGCGAGGCGGAUGAGCCACAAUGGCCCGAGGUUGCAGAGCAAGCUGAGAAGCAAGUUCUACAGAUGCUGGAGAGGCUCUCCUUCGUCGACAUCUCGCCUGGCCGCGAGAGCCUGCGUACUCGCAGGGCACCUGCACCGCCCACCAGCGCGGACACAGGAAGCGAAGAUCGGGAUGCAGCAGGGGAGACGGAGAUGGCGCCGGCCAAGGAGGUGAGCCCAGCAAGGUCCAAGCGCGUUUCAGGUGAGAAGCCGGCCACGCCCUCCUUCGGCAGCCCUUGGCGCAGACCCAGCCGGAGCCCGUCGCCCACGCUGCGGCACGCGCCUUCCAUGCCGGCGGUGCUCAUUGCAGGCCCCGUGCUGAAACCCGCAAGACAGCGGCCGCAGGCGGUCGUUGUCGAGGUGGCGCCUGCGCCUAAGAGGCGGACCCGCUCCCCGGACGUGUCCCUCUCCCCGAGGGUUCCUAUGAAGCGCGCCGAGGUGCGUCCGAGAAGCCUAUCUCCGGAGAUGGCGAAGAGGAUGCAGAAGUCGGGUAGAUGAGAUCCAACCCAGCACCCAGCUUGCACCGAUCCGAUGCACA
This is a messenger RNA of Effrenium voratum, 1606 nucleotides long. The record is from the annotation of a GenBank genome assembly. Lineage: Eukaryota; Dinophyceae; Suessiales; Symbiodiniaceae.